AUGACGUCCGUUGACGACGAAGACAUUUUUCGUGUUUUCGCCGACCGAGUUUUCACCGCCAGACUGUUCAGCGUCGGCAUCUCCCUCGCGAGUCUCGUCCCCGCUGCAGUUAAGCCCCGGUUUUGCGAACCCUUUGACACGCUGUACGUGUGUUCGAUGCCAAACAUUCAUGUGCAGUUUUGUUCGUCACGUGAUUUGGUCAUCGAGUCGUCCGAGUUAGCCGACGGGCAAACAAGGGUACACUUCGCGAGUUUGCAGCUACAUUCGGACGUACCCGAAGACCUCCGCUGUGAUGAAACCGAACCCGCAGUACAAGAGGCCGCGGCUGAACGGCCUAAGACAAUAUGGAAAAGGACGAAGCGUUUCCUCAGACGCGUGUUUUGUUGCGCCUAA
Macrosiphum euphorbiae (potato aphid) is the source of this 393-nucleotide messenger RNA. NCBI's taxonomy places the organism in Eukaryota, Metazoa, Arthropoda, Insecta, Hemiptera, Aphididae. The record is from the annotation of a GenBank genome assembly.